AUGUCAGGUGCUGUUCGUGCUGCGCAACAGCUCUUUGGGAAGCUCGUGCCAGCUGAGCAAGCCUCUGUCGCUAAGUCUGCGUCGACAAUUGUGCGCGACUUCACCCGUUAUGCAGAGGGCGACCAAGUAUUGCUCAACGGGCGUCGCCUCAGUUCACCACUGAAAAGGGACAAAUCUUCUCCUGUGCCCAAUGGUAACGGGAGCAUCCAGCACAAUGACAUCCUAGGCCAGCCUUUGUCUACCCUGCGCAUCGACGGUGCGGACAACCGCUACGUUACGGUGCAAUACCCGUCCCUCGAUCAGUAUGUGUCAAUGACCCGCCGGAAUGUCACUCCGAUAUACUCCUCGUACGCUUCGACGGUUGUCUCUCUGCUAGAUCUACAUGUGCACCCACCUACCACUGAUUCAGAGGUAGCACCAGAUUCAGACCGCGUGGACAUAUUAGAGGCUGGCACAGGGCACGGUAGUUUAACCUUGCAUCUUGCGCGAGCCAUUGCAGUCGGCAACGCACCUCAGCCAGUGACUGCUCUACCCAGGGGCCGUCAAUCCAGUCUGCUGCAAGCCGUGCAAGCCUCGGAGGAGUUGCCAGAUGAUGUUGAUCCGGAAUGGUCGGCGUGGUUUAGGUCCCGACGAGCUGUUGUCAAUACCGUCGAAAAUGUCUCCAAAAACAGCACCGAUGCUGAGAAGUUGAUUCGAGGCUUCCGACAAGGGCUUUACUGGCCACAUAUCGACUUCUAUGCCAGUGGCGUGGACGAUUGGAUCGACGCAAGGCUGGUAGACCGUGAUGAACGCGAUUGCGGCUUCUUGACGCAUGUCAUCCUCGAUAUGCCGGGUGUGGAGAACAUGCUAUCCCGGGCAGCUGCCGCCAUGCAGGAAGACGCAAAAUUGAUCGUUUUCUGCCCUUCGAUCACCCAAGUCGCCGAGUGUCAGAAACUCAUCAAACAGGACAAUUUGCCACUGGUUCUCGAGAAAGCCGUGGAGCUAGGCGAAGGCAUUAGCACUGGUAGAAUCUGGGACGUGAGGAUUGUUACGCCGCGGCCACCACGGCUGUUGAGACAUCAACGUGCCAGCGACUCUCCGCACGAAUCGGCCGAUCCAGAUACUGAGAAUUCAGGCUCUACAUCUGAAGACCAAGCCUUCGUGGAGGAACGACAGAAAACAUUCGACGAGUCGUCGAAGAUGGUGUGCCGUCCUAAGGUUGGCGAGCUCACGUUUGGAGGCGGCUUCCUUGGUCUGUGGCGGAAGUCGACCUUCAAGAAGCCUACGAAUGCAACGGAAACUGCCGGACCGUUUUAA
Cyphellophora europaea CBS 101466 is the source of this 1296-nucleotide messenger RNA. RefSeq lists its product as uncharacterized. The transcript has 2 exons. Gene Ontology annotation, biological process: tRNA methylation. NCBI's taxonomy places the organism in Eukaryota, Fungi, Ascomycota, Eurotiomycetes, Chaetothyriales, Cyphellophoraceae. The record is from RefSeq and is a predicted model, not a curated record. The coding region runs from base 1 to 1296 and encodes 431 amino acids. Gene Ontology annotation, cellular component: tRNA (m1A) methyltransferase complex.